GCCAUUGAUCCCCAAGACGGGUGGCUCCCUCGCUCGCCUUCCACUCCCAGCCGGUGGGCUUGCCCCGAAUCCAAGACUCUGCGCGCAUCCAAGACGCCCCGCGGCCCCGGAUCCUCGCCUGGCCUCUGUGGAGGGAUUUCACUCCGCCUCAACGCCCUCCUGGGGAGCCGGGGUCGCCUGCCGGAGCCGAGCUCUUCGCUGCGCCCUGAAAUUCGCUUUGGGGCACGGGGGAGGCGCGGCUGCAAGCGGACCAGUUGCCUUCCCGUUUAGGGAAGUUCUUCUUUGCACCCCCUCCCCUAAAAAAAGACAGUUCCCCCCUCCCGCGAAUAGUCUUGGGACGCAACCGAUGCUGCGCCGGGAUCCAGACCGACGGCAGCUGGAGAAGGGAGCUCCCAGCCUCUCGGGGUUCCUUCGGGAGCGCCCUCGACGUCUUGGCUGGACUGGAAGGGUCGCUCCGCUCCGCUGAUGGGACCCCCGCACCCUUUCCCCCCUCCCGGGGCUUGAAAAGUGUUCCUUAAGAGUAGCCCCCAUAAGAUCCGCGCUCCAGAGAGGAGGGAGACAGGGGGAGAGAGCAGACCCACCCCCCACCCCCCGGCUGACUGGACUCCUCUUUGACAGGUGGUAGGGAGUUGGAAGGGGGGGGGGGGUUGCCAGAGUUGGGGCGGGUGGGAGGGGGCGGGUGCAGCUCUGGUGCCUUGUCGGUCCCUAGGAGGGGGGGGUCUGAGGCCAGCCACCCCCCUUGGACUCCCGGUGGGCAAACUCUGGCUUCCCCCAGGAGGCGCCGUUGAUGGCCCUGCAAGCCGGGACAGCUCGGCUUGGGCAGGUCUGGCGUAGAGUCCGCCGGCUGAGAGGUCCUUGGGCGAGGCGGUCCAGCAGCCUCUUGUGCCUGUCCGCCUCCCAGGAGUCCGAGCAGGGAGGCGGCGAGCGGCGAGGGCCGUUUCAGCACCACGGACAGCAGCCCCCGGGGCGGCUCAGCCUCCGCCGCCCCCUCCCGCUGGCCUCAGCCGGCAGCUGCUUCUGCCGCACCCUGUCGGACCCCCAGGAGGCCAGGGGGGGACAUGGUCCCCUCCGAGGGGCCUUGCUGGCGGCCAUGAAGAGGCAGAAUGUGCGGACCCUGUCCCUCAUCAUCUGCACCUUCACCUACCUGCUGGUGGGGGCCGCCGUCUUCGACGCGCUGGAGUCCGACUACGAGGUGCGGGAGGAAGAGCAGCUGAAAGCCGAGGAGACCCGGCUCAAGGGGAAGUACAACAUCACCCAGGAGGAUUACCAGCAGCUGGAGCUAAUCAUCAUGCAGUCCGAGCCCCACCGGGCCGGGGUCCAGUGGAAGUUUGCGGGGUCCUUCUACUUCGCCAUCACGGUCAUCACCACCAUCGGAUAUGGGCAUGCGGCCCCCGGGACCAACGCUGGGAAGGCUUUCUGCAUGUGCUACGCAGCCUUGGGCAUCCCUUUGACGCUGGUUAUGUUCCAGAGCCUCGGCGAACGCAUGAACACCUUCGUCAAGUAUCUCUUGCAACGGAUGAAGAAGUGCUGCCGGAUGAGGAGUACGGACGUCUCCAUGGAGAACAUGGUGGCCGUCGGCUUCUUCUCGUGCAUUGGGACUCUUUGCAUCGGAGCGGCGGCCUUUUCCCAGUGCGAGGAGUGGACUUUUUUCCAGGCCUUCUAUUACUGCUUCAUCACAUUGACUACUAUCGGGUUUGGGGAUUACGUCGCCCUUCAGUCGAAAGGAGCCCUCCAGAAGAAGCCGCUGUACGUGGCGUUUAGCUUUAUGUACAUCCUGGUGGGAUUGACAGUCAUCGGGGCCUUUCUCAAUCUGGUUGUUCUCAGGUUGUUCAUGAACAUCGAGGAAGAGAGGCGGGAGGCCGAGGAGCGGGCGUCCCUGGCCGGGAACCAUAACAGCAUGGUCAUCCACAUCCAAGAGGAUUCCCAGCACGGCCGCCCACGGUACAAAGCGGAGGUCACGGACCUCCAAUCCGACUGCUCUUGCAUGUGCUACAGAUCCCACGAAUACACCAGCCGGGUGGUGUCCCACCAAAACUCCUUCAGCUCCAAGCUGAACCUCCAGUACUUUCACUCCAUCUCUUACAAGAUUGAGGAGAUCUCUCCAAGCACAUUAAAAAACAGCCUUUUCCCAUCUCCCGUCAGCUCCAUCUCACCUGGUUUGCACAGCUUUACAGACUGCCGGAGGCUCAUGAGACGGCGGAAGUCCAUUUGAGAAGCCCCUCAUUUUGGGGUUUUUUUCGGGGGGGGGGGGUGUCUUUUAUUCCUAAGCUUGUUUUUAAAGAGAAAAAAAAUCCUUCAAGUGAGCCAGAGUGAGGAUAAAGAGGGAUAAAACAAAGGGGAGGGGGGGAGACAACACCCCUCUGAGACUCAGCUCUGGAGCAUGAAGCAUGGAUGAACCCUUUUCCCAGCAACGUAUGCCUUACAUUUCCCCCCCCCCUUUGGUAGCUGGUAGUUUCGAGGUGACAGGAAGUGGGUAUCCAAAUUCCAAAGUUGCACACAUAGUCGGGAGCCUUCAGGUGCCACGGGGCACUUUUAUCCUCAGAAACUAUUCUCCCCCCCCCACUCCUCACAAGCAGGUUGCUGUGUGUGUGAGCACAGGUGUGUAUGUGUGGGUGGAGCAUGUGGGAAUGGGUGCACACGCACAAUUCCGCAAGCAGUGCCAUGCGACUAACAAAAGUCUUAAUCGGGGCAUCAGGUGUCGGGUUAUAAUUUCCCUUUCUUCUUUUUUUUUCCCUGUCUGUUUUCUUGGUCUGCUUUUUGGCUUCCAAAAGAAGGGGGAAGGGGGGGAAGGGAAGGGGGGGAAGGAAGCUGCAAUUAUUAUUAUUAUUUUGGUUUGCUGAAUCAAGCAUGCGCCAUAAACAAUCAAUAUUUCGAGUGUAUCAUGGUAUUUUUUAAACGCUAGAUUUUAUUAGAUUGUAUUAACAUUAAGGGGGGGGGGAAGGAACAAGGCAGGAAAGAAAGACUGCUUUUGCUUGCCAGGUCAGAUCCUUAAAAAUAUAUAUAUUUAAAAAUACAGCAUGCGUUUUGUAAAACCGGUAUGCAUUUUGAAAACUCACACGAGGAACACGAGGAACCUAGUGACAGAACUGCUCGAGGAAACAAAAGCAAAUAACUUGGGUUUUUUUUAAAAAAAACACAGUUGCUUUAACCCUUUCUUACAGUUUUGACAAUUUGCCACAAUCGUAGAGAUUUUUAGGGGGGAACGGUUGCAAUUAAAGAGUGUCUAUUUUUAUUAUU
Molecule: messenger RNA, 3237 nt
Organism: Sphaerodactylus townsendi
Lineage: Eukaryota; Metazoa; Chordata; Lepidosauria; Squamata; Sphaerodactylidae
Gene: KCNK9
Product: potassium two pore domain channel subfamily K member 9
Exons: 2
Coding region: 788-2212 (474 amino acids)
Biological process (GO): stabilization of membrane potential; potassium ion transmembrane transport
Cellular component (GO): membrane
Molecular function (GO): potassium ion leak channel activity
Source: RefSeq, a predicted model, not a curated record